Pomacea canaliculata is the source of this 3164-nucleotide messenger RNA. Its product is annotated as dnaJ homolog subfamily C member 21-like. The record is from RefSeq and is a predicted model, not a curated record. Gene Ontology annotation, molecular function: nucleic acid binding; zinc ion binding. Lineage: Eukaryota; Metazoa; Mollusca; Gastropoda; Architaenioglossa; Ampullariidae. Gene Ontology annotation, cellular component: cytoplasm.
UAAAGCUAAAGAGCUAACACGAGUAUUGCACGAUUUCAAAACAUUGUCGCAACAUUUUUACUCAAGAAAGCAGUUUUAUACUAGGUAGUAAAUAAUUUAUUAGAGACAAAUGGCGUCAAAAAUGAGAUGCCAUUAUGAAGUACUAGGAGUAGAGAGGACAGCUUCAAAUGACGAUUUAAAGAAAGCGUACCGCAAGCUCGCAUUGAAGUUUCAUCCAGAUAAAAAUCUAGAAAAUGUGGAAGAGGCUACAGCUCAGUUUCGAUUAGUCCAGCAAGCUUAUGAAAUUCUUACUGACCCCCAGGAACGUGCUUGGUAUGAUAAGCAUAGGGAGGCUAUCUUGCGAGGAGGUCAAGGCCAGGGAGACAAAUAUGAAGACAACAGCCUGAACUUGUUCCAGUAUUUCACCUCAUCCUGUUAUUCUGGAUAUGGUGAUGAUGACAAAGGAUUUUAUGCAGUGUAUAGGGAUGUGUUUAAAACACUAGCAGAAGAGGAUUAUGUCUUCAUGGAUGAUAAGGACAGUGACAAUGAAUUUCCUACAUUUGGUGAUUCUCAAAGUGAUUAUGAGGAGGUGGUAAGGCCUUUUUACGAUUUCUGGCAUGCAUUCUGCACAACCAAGUCAUAUGUUUGGGUGGAGAAAUAUGACACCCGAGAAGCACCUGACCGACGCUGUCGGCGUUUGAUGGAGGCUGAAAACAAGAAGUUACGGGAUGCUAAGAAGGAACGAAAUGAAGAAAUUCGGGCUCUUGUGGCUUUUGUUCGAAAGAGAGACAAGCGAGUGCAAGAAUAUAAGCGCAAGCUGGAGGAGAGAGCAGCUGAGAUCGAUAAGAAAACAAAAGAAAGGAGAGAGAAAGAGAUAAAGGAAAGAGUAAGACGACAGGAAGAAUAUCAAGAGACAGGUUGGUCAGCCAUGUCUGGUCUUGAGACGGACCUUCAGCAGCUGGAGGCCCAUCUGGCUGACCAGUUUGGGGACCAUAGUCACAGUGAUAACGGCAGCGAUGAGGAGGAUGACGAUAAUACUGCAAAUGUUUCAGGAGUUGGUGAAGAUCUGGAGGAAGAUUGGGAUGAAUUCUAUUGUUUGGCCUGUGGCAAGGCUUUCAAGAGUGAAAAUGCAAUCUCUAACCACAAAAAGUCUAAAAAACAUGCUGAAAUGGUGGCCUUAGCAAGAGCAAGCCUAGGGGAAGACAUUGAAAAUGUGGAACAAGACAUACCAGACAUGAAUGGCAAGCCAUUUGAGGAAAAUGCAAAAACAGUGGAGAAACAAAGUGACAUGAAGGAGGAAGAUUUGCAAGAUGCAGAGGCAGUUUCUGCAGAAGAGGAAGAACAAAGCAACAAAUCAAGGCUUUCAAAGAAACAAAAGAAAAAGAGACGCCAAAAAGCACAGGAUUUCUACCCAAAACAUGUAGCACCCUCAAGAAGAGAAGAUAAAGCAGGGCAUGAAAAAGAACCAAAAUCCAAGAAAAACAAAAAGAAAGAGAAGAAAAGUGAUGCUGGUGCUGGAAGGGAGGAAAACACUGAAUUCAGUUCAUUAGCCGCCAGUCCCAGCACUGCUGCACAGGAAUCAGGUGCAACAAACAAUGCAGAAGCUGUCCCUUGCAACACAGAACAUGCCACUGAGGCAGCUACGCUGAUGGAAUGUGAACAAACAAAGACUGUUACGGAGGAGACGGCAACAAAAACUGAUAAAGCUGAACAUUCCAAGGGGAAAAUUGUUAAGUCAGCAAAGGUGAAAGAAUCUUUAGUAUGUGCUAUAUGUCAUCAAGUCUUCCCUUCUCGCAACAAACUGUUUGAACACAUUAAAACAACGGGGCACGCUGUGCCUCUUGCCACAUCGCAGAACACACAGGACUCUCUCACAGAGAAUGGUGGCAAAAAGAACAAGCGGAAAGGCAGGAGAUGAUGAUUUUCAUCAUAGAGGAAUUUUAUUGUGAAUGAUUUCAUGUUGAUAUCAUGAUUGUUAAAAAGAAUAAAACAUUUAAUCUUUUCUGAUAGAAAAGUUUGAAAUGAGUUUAUUCUACUAGUGGCUUUUAUGCAUUUGAUGUGGUUUUUAAAUAAACUAAAUGACACAGCAGCAUUCAAAUGUUGCAUGAAAAAUUAAAUUGUGUAUAUACUGCACUACUAUGACAUAUUGCUCAUCAGUAUGCAUAACCAUGCCCUCUGUUGUUGUUAUUUUUUUAAUCUUCACCGAUAUGCUACUCUUUUAAAAAACAAUCCUUAAUUUUUCAGUGGCUCUAUACACCACAAAGUAAAAUCAGCCAUGAAAACCAAUAAAAAGUAAACUGACUUCUGCUGAUGGGAACAAAUUUGCAUUGUGGCUGUCUUCUGUUUUGCAUGCAGGGCCGUUUGUAGGGGCAGGCAGACAAGGCAUCUGCCUAGGACCAUGCGCUUUUGAUAGUUAUGAAAUUUUGCUUUUUAUUUUUAUACUGUAAAUGAUAAAUUGAUGUUCCUUGUCACAGGUUAACUUACACAUAUAUAAAAAAUGUACCUUCUACUUUGCUCCUAAUAAUCAUAAAAAUAGCACUCCUUGACAAAAAUAGAAAAAAAACAAUUUAAUAAGUAAAAGCCUGGACUAUGUGAUGAGUAAAAUUUCAAAACAAUAUACGAAGAUACAAAAUUUGUGCAUAAUUGAGAACACAUACUAGACAUGAUCUCUUACUUUUCAAGAUUGAUAAGAAUUAUCAAUUCUCAACCUAGAUGCUGUCAAUCUUAAGACACAACUUUAAAUGAUUUAAAUAAUUUUAAGUUGAAACUUGAAAUAAAAAUCGCUCUACAAUUGCCGUUUGCAGAUUUCCCUACCAUCAUUCAUACUUUCAGUGACUCAGUUCAUAAAGACCUUUUCUGCAGAAAGGCUAAGUAUGUGAGCACUGUGAGAGGUCACCCAAACUGAUUCUUCAUGCACUAUCUCAGAUAUAGACGAACUCCAACACAAUUGUGUCACAGUCAUCAUCUUACUAUUCCUUGUGCUUAUUCCUCAAUAUUUCUACCAUUGCACAAAGCCCUAUACACAAAAUGUAUAUCGGCAAAAAACAUCUGGAGUAUAAUGCUUACUUAACGAGGACUGUGCGUUUUUUGCAGUAUGCUUGUGCGGCACAUGUACUUCCGACACUAAUUUCAGCCAUUCAAUUUUUUAAUUUACAUCAGUUUCAUAGCAUUAAAAGUCUGACAAG